AAUCGCAGUCAGCCGUCGCUAUGAUCAAUAACAACUGCUCCGUCAGUAGAGUGAUGGGUGUGAUCCGGUUCCAGCAGACUGAUGAAGGAUCUCUGGUGGCUGACGGGAGCAUCGACGGCCUGGCACCAGGGGAACAUGGACUGCAUGUACAUGAGACUGGAGAUAUGAGUGAGGGCUGUGCCUCUAUCGGUGGUCACUUCAACCCGUAUAAGUCCCCCCACGGCGGGCCUCUGGAUCCCCCCGAUAUGCGACACGCUGGUGACCUUGGCAACAUCGUGGCUGAUGAGAACGGAAGAGCCACUUUCAGAAUAGUCGAUAAUGUAUUAAAGGUGUGGGAUGUGUUGGGUAGAUCGGUGGCAGUGACGUCACAACGUGACGACUACGGGCGGGGUUCGACUCCCGUCUCCAAAAUUAAUGGGAACAGCGGAGAGCCGAUAGCGUGUGGUAUCAUAGCGCGUUCUGCCGGAGUGUUCCAGAAUCCGAAACGGAUCUGCGCCUGCGACGGUGUCGUGGUGUGGGACGAAAGGGACCGACCUGUGGCGGGAAAGGGCCGGCGGUGUUGCCAGCGCGACGGCGGAGGUGACACUCCGUGUUGUAAAGUGUAGACACUUCUAAUGGUGCGUACAGACCGGUGAAAUGUAUAAUACCAGUACAUUUUACUAGUGGGGCUCCUUUGCACAGGAAGCCGGCUAGAUUAUGGGUACCAUGACGGCGCCUACUUCUGCGGUGAAGCAAUAAUGCGUAAACAUUACUUUGUUUCGGUCUGAAGGGCGCCGUAGCUAGUGAAAUUACUGGGCAAAUGAGAUUUAACAUCUUAUGUCUCCAGGUGACAUGCGCUAUGUAUUGCCGCUCAGAAAUUUUGGGUUUUUCAAGAAUCCUGAACGGCACUGCAUUGUAAUGGGCAGGGCGUAUCAAUUACCAUCAGCUGAACGUCCUGAUCGUCUCGUCGCUUGUUUUCAUAAAAAAAUCAUGAAAGUUUUUAAAAAUUUCUCAUAGUUUGUACGUCUUUUGCGCGCAAAAUGACCAUUUCACGCGCACGCUACGAACAUUACAAGCCGCGCGCGAAGGAAUAGGAAGAUCACUUCAUGUUACGUUACACCAGUCUGUACGCACCUUUAUAAAUUACGUCACACAAAUUUUAUGAUUUCAUGAUCUUGGAAAAGAUUGUCAAUAAUGUGUAAGCGGCGUUGCAUACGUAUAAAUUAACUUAUACAGAUAACAUUAAAACAUUUAUUCAAAUUAAAACCUUAUGUCGUUGCAGUAAUGUUCAAAGUCUAUUGUAUUGUAUACUACAAUCUUAAGAAGCUCAUUGAUGCAAAAUAUCCGACUUUCGCACAUUUCAUCGGCAAUGUAUAUUGUUUUAACAAUUGAAAUAUAAUUAUUUCGCAAAAUGAUUAAAUAAAAGAGGCUUGCUUUUUAAGUUUGGAUAUGCUGAUUUUGGACAGUUUCACUGAACACUACUAUCAUUGCGUGGCGUUGUAUUCAAAGCGCGGUCGCAACACAAUCGCAAAGUUUUGCUUCAUACAAUUUUCGAGCGUGAUUGUGAGUCUAGAUUUGAACUGUUCUCUUUGUUUCUAUAUUCUCUGUGUUAUGUUGCCAAAAUUAUGGUGUACUGUGAUUAUAGAAUGUAUCUAGUAUUAAGGUUGUUGGGGAAUAAAUGAAUUUGUUACUUA
Messenger RNA from Leptidea sinapis, 1673 nucleotides. It is a transcript of the gene Ccs, whose product is annotated as copper chaperone for superoxide dismutase. Gene Ontology annotation, biological process: removal of superoxide radicals. The coding region runs from base 21 to 605 and encodes 194 amino acids. The transcript has 4 exons. Gene Ontology annotation, molecular function: copper ion binding. The record is from RefSeq and is a predicted model, not a curated record. NCBI's taxonomy places the organism in Eukaryota, Metazoa, Arthropoda, Insecta, Lepidoptera, Pieridae.